Messenger RNA from Tympanuchus pallidicinctus (lesser prairie-chicken), 2146 nucleotides. It is a transcript of the gene MTRF1L, whose product is annotated as mitochondrial translation release factor 1 like. Gene Ontology annotation, molecular function: translation release factor activity. The transcript has 7 exons. Gene Ontology annotation, biological process: translational termination. NCBI's taxonomy places the organism in Eukaryota, Metazoa, Chordata, Aves, Galliformes, Phasianidae. Bases 1 to 1500 code for a protein of 499 amino acids. The record is from RefSeq and is a predicted model, not a curated record.
AUGCCAGUUGCAUAUUUUUACAAUAACCUACAUUAUUCUUCAGUACACUUUCCGAGCUCAGCUCAACGCCACCCAGCCCCCAUUGCACGCACUGUCAGCGCCGGCCAAUCAGAGAGCACAGCCCCCCUCCACGAGACGAAGAGAGCCGAAACCCUUCGUUUGUUUCCGCCACGGGAGCCCCAAUGGCUGAAAUCGGGGCCGAGCCUCUUCGGCAGCUUCCGGAAACCCGGAAGGGAAACAGCCGAGCGCCUUCGGUUACCUCCGGCGCGAUGGGCUGCCGAAAGAAGAGCUGAGUGCAUGGAGCAGUCCUCAGCCGGUAUGGGACUAUUCUCGCGAGCUCUCUGCGCGGCCCGAAGCUGCCGGGCAAUCGCACUGCCUGCCUGCAACUACCAAGCUGUGUCCGGCAGGGGCAGCGCGGCGGCAAUACGUCCGCAACAGCCGCGGCGUGGGCUGAGCGCCCGGCCUCGCUUAGACGAACUGUUUGCCAUCCCUUCCUUAAGCCGCCUCCUGGAGGCGCGGGUGCAGGGCGAGGCCGGAACGGAGCUGGCGGCGCGGAUCCAGCAGCUGCGUGACAAGGAACGGGAGCUGCGAGACACGCGGGAGCUGGCACUACAAGAUGAAAGUGAAGAUCUGCGGAAACUUGCAGAAAGGGAAAUCGUUUCCUGUGAAGAAGAGAUCGCUGAACUGAAACACCAGAUAGUAUUGCUUUUGAUUCCUUCAGAAGAAACAAACAGUGGUCUUGUCAUGGAAGUGACUGCUGGAGUUGGAGGACAAGAAGCGAUGCUGUUCACUUCAGAGAUAUUUGAUAUGUAUCGACGAUACGCUGCCUAUAAAAAGUGGAAAUUUGAAAUACUAGAGUAUUUUCCCAGUGAAAUAGGUGGCCUAAGACAUGCAGUUGCCAGUAUAGCAGGCCUUGAUGCUUACAAGUACAUGAAAUUUGAAGGAGGAGUGCAUCGUGUUCAGCGUGUGCCAAAAACAGAAAAACAAGGGCGCAUUCACACCAGCACAAUGACUGUUGCAAUAUUACCCCAACCCACUGAGAUGGAGCUGAAAAUUAAUCCAAAAGAUUUGCGAAUAGAAACAAAGAGAGCUAGUGGAGCUGGAGGGCAGCAUGUCAAUACCACAGACAGUGCCGUACGGAUAGUUCAUAUUCCAACAGGGGUCACAUCUGAAUGUCAGCAAGAAAGAUCUCAAAUUAGAAACAAAGAGAAGGCUAUGCAAAUGCUUUGUGCUAAACUGUACAACAUCAAACUAGAAGAAGAAACCAGAAAGAGAAACAGUGUUCGAAAGAUUCAAAUUGGAACUAAAGGAAGAUCGGAGAAGAUCAGAACAUACAACUUUCCACAGGACCGGAUUACUGACCACAGGAUAAGCAGAUCAGUGCAUCAUACGGAGUGCUUCAUGUUAGGGGAAGAAAUGCUAGAUGAAAUGAUACAAACUCUGAAGGAAUACGCUGAUUAUGAAUCUUUAAUGGAAAUUAUUUCAGGACAUGAAAAAUGAAUCUUGCACUUUGUCAAGCCAUGUCUACAGGUAGAGAUACUCGCCUGCAAAAGAACUCCUUGGAGCACUAUUCAGACAACAGAACUGCUUUUCAGAUAAUGAAAGCUGGUUUCCUCGUGGCUGAUAAACAGUAUUCUUACUUGUUGAGUAAAACACCUUGUUGCUGCUGCAGUGUGCUUAAAGUAAAUUUGACUGGGCCAGAUGUAACUGCAGUUUUUAACUUCUCCACUGAGAAGAUACUGAUACACCACUCUCAAAAGGUAUGCAUUAAAAAUGAGUUUUUUCUAGUUCCAAGUCUUGUUCAAACAAUAAUUUCAGUGUCACCACAGUGUCAAAUAGCUUAGUCAAGAUAACAAAAAAAGAAAUCCUAUUUUGUUUAGUAAUACAAAGAAAGUGAUAAAUGAACACACUACUAAUCUGCAGAUUUGUUAAUACCUUUUACGUGGUAUGGGAGAGGGAGUUCUUGUAAAUCAAGCAGAAGGAAUUGUAUAGGAAGAUUCCUUGUUCCAGCAAGAGUUCUAGAAGAAAAGUCACUAGUUUUGUGAAUUCUUUUUAAAAAGAAUGUUUCUGUUCUUGUGUCAGAACAAAAAAAAAAAACAACAAAAUAGGGUGGCUGUCUUGAAGGCUGAUACAAUUUCAGUCUCUA